Molecule: messenger RNA, 2772 nt
Organism: Pollicipes pollicipes
Lineage: Eukaryota; Metazoa; Arthropoda; Thecostraca; Pollicipedomorpha; Pollicipedidae
Product: exportin-6
Exons: 18
Coding region: 223-2772 (849 amino acids)
Biological process (GO): protein export from nucleus
Molecular function (GO): nuclear export signal receptor activity; small GTPase binding
Source: RefSeq, a predicted model, not a curated record
GUGGAGAAGAGGGCGGGAUCUGGUGGGGGUCCCGCGGGGGCUGCGGUUCGUAUGCGCUGAAGGGGUGUCUGUAUUUGCUUGUUGCAUAGGCAUUGCUCGUUGACAGUGGGCUUGAUACCCACUGGCACCGAAUCCCCUAUGGAUGCAUAGUCAUCUGGGCUUGUUCGGACGUGUUCAGAUCUACGUAUACUUCUUGAAGCUCGUGAUUGUGGCCUGCUGACAAUGGAUGUCAGUUCAUUACAAGCCCUGGAGCAUCUGAUGAAUGAGUUCUUUGCGGCGGGCACCACAAACAGUCGCAAGCAGCAAAUAGAAAAAGCCUUGGAGGAGUUCAGCCAGCAACCAGCAGCAUGGAAGAACUGUCUGCUCUGCAUUGCUGGCACAUCCAACCCCUAUGUCAGCAUGUUCUGCAUGACAUCACUCGAGAGUGUGAUCAACAAGCAGUGGCUCGGUCUGAGGUCGGAGGAGCGUGCGGAGAUCCGUGGCUCCCUGUACAGGCUCUGUCUGGAGCGACACCACCUGCUGGCGCCGUACCUGCGCAACAAGGCCGUCAAGCUGGUGGUGGACGUGGCCCGCCUCAGCUGGCCCCAGUUCUACCCUGACUUCUUCAGCAACAUAAUCACUCUGGUGCAGUCGCCGGACGCGGCGCCUCUGGGCCUGCUGUUUCUGCUGACGGCCGCCGAGGAGCUGGUGGCGCCGCGCGAGGACAUCAGCUGUGCGCGCCGCGCCGAGCUGCGCCAGCUCCUGCUGCGUGAAGUGCCCGCCACGCUCACCGUGCUCACCGGCAUCUUGAGGUCCGUUCUCGAGUCGAAUAAGUCCAACGUGACAGCGACGCCGCCGCCGUCGCCCGAGCAACCGCGAUCGCAGCGCCGCCCUGAUGGCAGCCCGGCGCAACAUCUGUUCGCGCCGGCCGCCAACCCCAGCACACUGCUCAGCUGCAUCCUGACAUCUGACGGCGUCGAUAAGAACCCCUUCUGUCUAAUGGCGCCGCUUGAUGGGGAGACAACGCAUAUUGUCGCCUUGACUCUCAAAUGUCUCUGCCAGCUGUUCUCGUGGGUGCCGCUCUCGUCGAUGAUCACCUCCGAGCUGGUCACUGCUGUCUUCCACUUCGCCUCCGUGGGCUUCUCAAGGGAGGGUGACGCGUCAGAUGGGGACCGGGGCGGCGGCGCGGCCGGCUCGCGGGAGCCGCUGGGCGUCAUCGCCAUCGCCUGCAUCAACGAGAUCAUCAGCAAGAACUGUGUACCGCCGGAUUUCGAAGCAUUCCUGCUGCAGCUGUUCAAGCACACAUUCCAUUUACUGCAACGUCUUCUGGAAGAGGGGAGCAAAACGUCUUGUAAGCUCUCAGAAGUGGACCCAGACUACCUGAGCGGCCUGACCGAGUUCCUGCGUCUGUUCGUGACGCUUCACCUGCGCCGGCUGGAGGCCUGGCCCCAGUUCCCGGUGCUGGACCUGCUGGCUCUACUCUUCCGCUACACCUUCCUGCAGCCCGACCUGGACGCCUACUACGGCUGCCUGGACAUCUGGGCCGUGUUCCUCGACCAUCUGGCCACCAAGUGCAGCCUCAAGACUGAGAACCGCGAGGCUGUCGCCGCCAAGUACCACGAGGCGGUGCUGUCGCUGGCGGGCCAGGCGCUGCAGCGGACUCAGCUGCGGCGGCACGGCGCCGAGCUGGAGCGGCUCGACGACGAGCGCGAGGACCCGGACGGCCAGACCGAGUGGAGCGAGCUGCUGCGGCGCACGGCCGACCUGCUGGAGCGCGUGGCCACGCUCUACCCGCUGGACGUGCGCGCUCUGCUGCUGACCGGCUGGCACGAGACGCUCGAGCCGUACGUGUCGCUGCCGUCCCUGUGCGAGCCGACGGCGGCCGGCCGCCGGCUGCGGCUGGCACCCGACGCCGACCCGUCACGCCUGCAGGCGGCGCUGCGCGACCUGGCCACGCACCUCUACAUGCUGGGUCGGCUGGUGAGCGCCGCCGCGUUCGGCUCCGCUCAGCGGCUGCACGAGGCCGAGCUGCCGCCGGGCGCGCUGCGGCCCACCCUAGUGGAGGUGCACGCCCAGAGCCUGGCCACGCUGCGGCCCUGGUGCCACUGGAUGACGGCCGCGCUCGCCGGCCACCUCUCCACCAGCGUUCAGGUGGACGACCUGGUGGCCGAGAUGACGGUGGCGGUCACGGUGCGCUCGGGCGCGCUGGUCGACUGCCCGCAGAUCCAGCAGCUGUAUGGUCGCGCCGGGCAGCUGACGCUGGGCAAGCAGGACCGCCUGCUGCUGUACCGGGCGCUGUCGAGCCUGCUGCUGCUGCCCUGGCAGCGGGCCGGGGACCAGCUGUGGGAGGAGCGGCGUCGCCACCUGGCCGUCUUCCUCGACUCGCUGACGGCCGACUUUCGCCGGCUGCGGCUGACGCCCGGCCUCGCCGACAGCAGGGAACUGCGCGACCGAGCCAAGCCCGUGAUCAGCCAGACCCUCUCGACGCUGUCGGAGAUCGUGACCAACGUGCGCAGCGAGGUGACCAAAACCAAGCAGCUGUGCCACGACUGCCUGCAGGACACCAUCCGGGACUCGCUCUGGGUCUUCACCGUGUUCGCCGCGCAGCCCGACGUGUGCCAGGACGUGCUGUCCUUCUUCCUGGCGGCGUUCGAGGCGCUGCGGGCGCAGAUGGGCGGCCAGUUCGCCGAGCAGUGUGUCCAGAUGUUCAUCGACGUCUUCAGCAGGGACGCGCUGGCCAGGAACAUGCUGGAAGAGGCUGCCGGCCUGACUCCGCUCCCGCUACCGGCCUGA